Pelobates cultripes (western spadefoot toad) is the source of this 567-nucleotide messenger RNA. The record is from the annotation of a GenBank genome assembly. NCBI's taxonomy places the organism in Eukaryota, Metazoa, Chordata, Amphibia, Anura, Pelobatidae.
AUGGGUAUGGAUCUAUUCAAUGAUGACCUGUCCAUGGGUAUAGAUCUUUUCAAUGAUGACCUGUCCAUGGGUAUGGAUCUUUUCAAUGAUGACCUGUCCAUGGGUAUGGAUCUUUUCAAUGAUGACCUGUCCAUGGGUAUGGAUCUUUUCAAUGAUGACCUGUCCAUGGGUAUGGAUCUUUUCAAUGAUGACCUGUCCAUGGGUAUGGAUCUAUUCAAUGAUGACCUGUCCAUGGGUAUGGAUCUUUUCGAUGAUGACCUGUCCAUGGGUAUGGAUCUUUUCAAUGAUGACCUGUCCAUGGGUAUGGAUCUUUUCAAUGAUGACCUGUCCAUGGGUAUGGAUCUUUUCGAUGAUGACCUGUCCAUGGGUAUGGAUCUUUUCGAUGAUGACCUGUCCAUGGGUAUGGAUCUUUUCAAUGAUGACCUGUCCAUGGGUAUGGAUCUAUUCAAUGAUGACCUGUCCAUGGGUAUGGAUCUUUUCAAUGAUGACCUGUCCAUGGGUAUGGAUCUUUUCAAUGAUGACCUGUCCAUGGGUAUGGAUCUUUUCAAUGAUGACCUGAUGACCUAA